Molecule: messenger RNA, 2376 nt
Organism: Limulus polyphemus (Atlantic horseshoe crab)
Lineage: Eukaryota; Metazoa; Arthropoda; Merostomata; Xiphosura; Limulidae
Product: transcription factor 12-like
Exons: 19
Coding region: 158-2047 (629 amino acids)
Biological process (GO): regulation of transcription by RNA polymerase II
Cellular component (GO): transcription regulator complex
Molecular function (GO): DNA-binding transcription factor activity, RNA polymerase II-specific; RNA polymerase II cis-regulatory region sequence-specific DNA binding; protein dimerization activity
Source: RefSeq, a predicted model, not a curated record
UAUUUUUCAUAUAUUUUUUAGUGGUUUUGAAAAACUCUUGAAAUUUCUAAACUGAGAAGGACAAGAGCUUUGAACACAGGAUAAAUUUUGUAUCACUGCUGACACCCUGUGGUUUUAACUAAAACAAUCUUGAAUGGUAUAAAACCAUUAAGCUAACAUGGCGACAAACGAUGAUGAACCAUUGCAUUUAUACGAAGUUUUUCAAAACUGUUUUAACAAGAUAGCCAAUAAACAACAAGAUAAAACUAGAGAUGUGCCCUACACUAUGCCUUAUGCUUCUCAACAGACUGAGGUCUUACCUCAGGAUUGUGUUAGUCUUUCUGGGAAUGAAGCCAUCCCAAACACAGAUGCCACCUACUUCCAGUUCAGUGGUUUGCCACGGCAAAGGAUUCUGACCAUUGAUGGAAAUAGGACAAAUGGUACAAACAAAAGAAAGAGAGAUGUAAUGGAAAAUGAAGAUAUAGCCAUUCAGUGGCAAUAUGGAGGAGCUGGAUGUGAAGAAGACAUACCUAGGUAUACCUCACCUAAACCGGGCCUUUGUGGGGAUUCAUAUUUCAUGGAGGCUUCUCAUGGUGUUGCUGACCCUUGGUCAUCAAGUGCUAAUUUGCAUUCAUCAUCAUACUCUUACACAACAGCAGCGAUGGCCAACACAGGUUCCAGUCUCCCUUCCACAUCAUCUGCCUUCUCAACCAUGCAUCUUCCAUCAGAACCAAUGGGUUAUCAAGGUGUCGCCACUAACCCUGACCACCCAGUCAUGCCACCAGUUCUUCCGCCCAUGUCCAGUUUUCAUGGCCCGUCCAACCGAGGUCCAACAGUGUCUCAGGCAACUGCUUCUCCACUGUAUGGCCAAAACAAUACAUCGCAAGCCCCCAUCCAUACUUCUGACCAAUUGGUCAGUCGAGGGGCCCAACAACCUUCCCAAACUGGAGAUGCCCUUGGCAAAGCACUAGCUUCAAUUUACUCCACUGAACACACAAAUGGCAGUUUCUCUUCCACACCUGCUACACCGGUCAAUUCGCCACCACCUUUCUCAGGUGUGCCACAGUGGUCUCGUAACACUCAGGCUGUUUUUACAGAUGGAGCACCACAUCAUUUGACUCGAGGUGUGAUGGAAGAACGUCUCGAUGAUGCCAUAAAUAUUCUAAGAAAUCAUGCAGAAGGAACAGGGCUUCAGGCAUUUGUCCCAGGAGGGGAUCUAACAAGUUCUGUUAUGUCAUUAGCUUCAGCUGCUGGACAUGCCAACAGGCUAGUAGGACCCAUUGCAGCACAUUCUUAUCCAGCUUCCCUUGGAAAAUCUGCUUUAGAAUCCCAUGUGCCAAGCCCUCAGCCUUUAACAGAAAGUACAUUGAGAAGUCGGACAGUCUUACCAAAUGCUACUGCACAGGCAAAUGCAGUGCAACACUGUGGCUUGCCAGUUGAGAAUGAGUCAGCUGUGAAAAUAGUGAAAAAUAAAGCAGACAAAAGUUUCACUGUUUGCAAUAAGUCUGCUACCCCUAAUGCUACCUUAACACCUGCUUCUCCAGCUCCUUCAUCAGACUCAAAUGCAUCUACUGCAACAACUAUAGUUACAUCUGCCACUACCACCACUCACAGUAAAGGAACCAAGCGAUCACAUUCAAGGUCUACUGAUGAAGAUGAUCAUGCAGAAGUUAAAGCAGAGAGAGAAAAAGAAAGGAGGCAAGCUAAUAAUGCUAGGGAAAGAAUUCGUGUCCGAGAUAUCAAUGAAGCAUUUAAAGAAUUGGGACGAAUGUGUAUGAUGCAUUUGAAAACGGAUAAAUCUCAAACCAAACUGAGUGUGCUUCAUCAAGCCGUAGAGGUUAUCACAAGUUUAGAGCAACAAGUUAGAGAAAGAAACCUUAACCCCAAGGCAGCUUGUCUAAAAAGGAGAGAAGAAGAAAAGAGUGAGGAAAGCCCAAAGUUAGCAGUGCAUGGACUUCAUCACCCAUCAGCAGGAUUAGACCCUUUGUCUCACCAUCAAAUGUCUACUUCUCUGCCAGGAAUCUUGGGCCUGUCACAACUCACUCCAUCUGUUGAAAACCUUAUAUAAAAGGACAUCUUCCUCCAUUGUCUCCAGCUAAUUCUCAACAGUAGAAUUCAAUAAAUGAAAACAGAUUUCUUGAUCUCUGCCUCUUCUGUGGAUUGUUCAGAAUUGUUUGGCUUCGGUAGUCCAAUUAAUCUCUGGAUUUAAUGACACAUCUCAGUGCUUCCUUUCACUUGGAAGAACACUUUCAUUUUAAUAAAGCAGCUGUAGGACUGCUGAAUUAUAAUGUUAUCAGUGCAUAGUGAAUAUAUUAGUGUUGUUAUACAAUUCCAGCUCUGGAAAUACAAGAAAGUGCAUUCAUUUGGUUGUAGAACAAUUAAAGAAAUUCCACUACA